Messenger RNA from Herpailurus yagouaroundi (jaguarundi), 1757 nucleotides. It is a transcript of the gene PROCA1, whose product is annotated as protein interacting with cyclin A1. Gene Ontology annotation, molecular function: A2-type glycerophospholipase activity. The record is from RefSeq and is a predicted model, not a curated record. Lineage: Eukaryota; Metazoa; Chordata; Mammalia; Carnivora; Felidae. Gene Ontology annotation, biological process: arachidonate secretion; phospholipid metabolic process. Bases 392 to 1369 code for a protein of 325 amino acids. The transcript has 4 exons.
UUCUGUAGGCUGGAAGGCCUCGCCUUGUCGCAGCCGGGCCCCGGCCGCUGCCUAAGAAAUUCGGGGCCUGUCUGGAGCCCUUGGUCCAGCACCCACCCAGUCGCCAGGCUGGGGCAGGAGGUUUCAUUGACUCUAAGGGGAGGAAGGAGUCUGGGGGUUCCACGCGUGACAUCACAAUCGCCUUCAGAUGUGGGCGGAGCCGGAGAGGCAUUUCCCAGGAGACUGUCCUGCCUUGCUCCCUCCUUCUCCCUUCUUCCUUUCCUUUCUCCCUUUCCCCCACCCUUCCUCCCCCAUUCAGCUGCUUUGGUGCCCAACCUGGAACUCCGCCCCACCUGUGCCACAAGGUCAGGGGGAGUUCCUCAGCCCGCAGGACUGAGAAGAUUCUGUACAAAUGAGCAUCACCUGUGAAUUCAAGGACCCGGACAGGUGCUGCUGGAAACACAAACAGUGCACCGGGCACAUCAUCCACCCCUUCACCCCUGACUGUGGCCACUGUAGCCUGCACCUGCACUCUGUCAGCCACUGCGACUGUGAUUCUAGGGUGAAGGACUGCUCAGAGAAGGCAAACAGCAGCAGCUCCCGAGACGUAGGCCCAACCUGCUCCCGAGAUGUGGGCUCAACAUGUUUAAACAUUAUCCAGUCCCCUUGCUUUGAGCUCAUCCCAGAGGAAGAGUGUGUGCAGCGGUUCUGGUAUGGCUGGUGCAAAAGCUAUAGGCCUGUCUCUGUGGCAGUGAUCCACCAUCCCAUCCACCAUGACUGUGGGGCAGAUGAUCUGAAUGAAGAGGAGGAGGAGGAGGAGGAGGAGGAGGAGGAGGAGGGAAGCAAGCCUCCCAUCCCGACCCAGGUGGGGCCCGCCACCACACCCGCUGACACAGGCAUGGGUGCAGUCACAGGUACCCCGGACUCAGCAGCUCCCAUCACUAUCUGGCGCUCUGAGAGCCCCACAGGGAAGUCCCAGGGCAAUAAAGUGAUCAAGAAGGUAAAGAAGAAAAAAGAAAAAGAGAAAGACAAGGAGGAGGAGACAGAUGAGAAGGCAAAGCUGAAGAAAAAAGCCAAGAAGAGCAAACUGAUUAAGAAGAAAAGCCCAGUUAAAUCAGAAUCUCCACCUCCAGACUUGACCCGAUCAAUAAGCCCAAGAGAGUUGGCCCGGAUGUCAGAGUCCAGCCCAGACAGCCGGGAAGACCUGGAGAGUGAGGACAGUUACAAUGACCCCAGGCGGGAGGAACCCUCCAGCGAGGAUAUUGUGGAGUCUUCAUUGCCCAGGAAGAGAGAGAACACGGCCCAGGCUAAGAAACCCAGGGCGAAGGCCUCACCAGUCAAGAAGGUCAAGAGGAAAUCUCCCCCAGCAUCAAACCCCAAUCUCAGUUGAGGCCAGGGCAUCCAGGGUGAAGAAUAAAUGAGAUCAAGCCUGUAGGUGACCCCCUGCUGCUAUUCUCUCUCCCUCCAACCUGUCACUUCUGUGGGGAGGGUGCGGGUUCUGGACACAGCUGGAGCCGAGGGGUCAGGGGGCUGCAGGAGUUUCUGAAGGGUAAUCUAUCUUUCAGGAGGCAGUCCAUGGGAAGGCAGGAGGGACGGCAAGGGAGGGGCACAGCCUGCUUCUCUGUAACAUCCUAGGCUCAGGGCAAGAGAGGAGCACACCUGGGUGGGGUGGGAAGGAGGCGUCCCAUCUCCUGGGAGACUGGUCUGUGUGAAAUCCACCCGGGGACAGGCAGUACUGUCUGCAGUGAUAGCCCUAAUAAACUGAACCUUUUAACCCA